Messenger RNA from Jatropha curcas, 618 nucleotides. Lineage: Eukaryota; Viridiplantae; Streptophyta; Magnoliopsida; Malpighiales; Euphorbiaceae. The record is from RefSeq and is a predicted model, not a curated record.
AUGGUGUCUAAUAUUAGCAUUUUAAGUGCUAAUGCUGUGCCAAAACCAUGUAUUAGGAGGUUAAUGAUGCAGCAGCUUGAAUCUUUAUUUCUUAAAGUUGACUUGUUUGAAGAAUUGGUUGAAGAAGUUAAGGAUAUGGGGUUUCAACCAUUUAGCAACUCCUUUAUAUAUGCUUUCAGUUCAAUGUCAUGUAUGAAAAAAACACGAUGGGAAAGCAAAAAGAAGCUUUUGAUGAGCUCUGGCUGGUCAGAACAAGAAUUUCUAUUGGCAUUUAGAUUGCAACCAUUAUUCAUGCAAGCAUCCGAGAAGAAGAUGAAGGAACUAAUGGAGUUUUAUCUGACCAAAGCUUAUUUGGAGCCCUCAGACAUGGUUAAGUACCCAAAGCUUCUUAUGGUUAGUUUGAAGAGAUGUGCGAGGCCAAGAUGCUCUGUUCUGGAAGUGCUAAUGUCAAAGGAGUUAAUUAAGAAGAAUGUAAAUGUUGUCUCAGCAUUAAAUAUGUCUAAAGAGCAGUUUGAGAAGAGCUUUCUCACUAGGUUCAAGGACGAUUAUCCUGAAUUGAUCAGUUCAUACCACGUUGAGUCCACAUUUGAGGAUUUAGUUACCGAAUUUGAUAGUUGA